AUGGGAAGGAAGCACGUGUCUUCACUAGCCUUUAUACUCCCCCUCUUAGCCAGCACCGCAGAUGCGGCGUCAGACCCCGCCCGGCCGCGGGGUGUUGGUCCCGAGUUUGCAAAGUACUACAAGGAUGCCGAGACAUUUACUUGUAUCUCGAAUCCGGCCAUCAAGCUUCCCGUUGCACGCUUGAACGACGACUACUGCGACUGCCCCGAUGGCUCUGACGAGCCAGGCACAUCGGCAUGCUCCUACCUCUCGCCCCUCUCCCCGCCGCAGCCCUUGGGCUUCCAAGGCAAAGACGUCAAUUCCACGCCGGCUCUGCCUGGCUUUUACUGCAAGAACAAAGGCCACCAGCCGAGCUACAUUCCCUUUACCAACGUCAACGACGGCGCAUGCGACUACCAACUAUGCUGUGACGGCAGCGACGAAUACGAGCGUGUAGGAGGUGUCAAGUGCGAAGACAAAUGUGCGACCAUCGGUAAAGAAUGGAGGAAGGCGGACGAGGCGAGACAAAAGAGCCUGACUUCUGCAAGACAGAAACGGAAGGAGCUGGUGGCUGAGGCUGGCCGUAUGCGCAAGGAGGUCGAGGACCGCAUACAGACGCUCAAGACACAGAUCGAAGGCGCGACACUCAAGGUAGAUGGCCUGACAAAGAGCCUCGCCGAGAUCGAGAGGGCGGAGCGAGGCAAGGUCGUCAAAGGCGCAGGAAAGGGCGGCAAAGUUACUGUGCUGGCCAGCUUGGCCAAAGAGAGGAUCCAAGAGCUCACCGAGAACGUCAACCGUGUGCGAGACGAGAGGAACGCGGCACAAGCCAGGAUCGAGGAGCUCGAGGGCAUGUUGAAGCGCUUCAAAGACGAGUACAACCCCAACUUCAACGACGAGGGUGUAAAGCGUGCCGUGCAGGCCUGGGAGAACUACGCAGCACAAGAGCGUACAGGUCCCAACACCGCUCUCGACCGCGAUCUCGAUGAGAUUCUGAAGCCAGACUCUGAGAGCGCUAUCAAGUGGGAAGAGUUCGAGACAGUUGAAGAGUCCGAUGUAGAGCUUCUCUACAAAUUCGAAGAAUACCUCCCCGACUCUAUCCGUAGCUGGGUGGACAGCAAGCUUCGCGACUUGCGCGUCAUGCUCAUCGAGAACGGUAUCCUUGCAGACCCUACGACCGGCGACACACCUGAAUCCAAGGCCGUUACCGAUGCCAAGUCGCAGCUAGAUUCUGCGAAGAAGGAACUCGAGGGAGACAAGUCGGAACUUUCAAAGCACGAGGAAGAUCUCACCAAAGACUACGGCCCAGACUCUAUUUUCCGCGCCCUGAGAGACCGAUGCACAUCCACCGACUCCGGCGAAUACACAUACGAGCAUUGCUUCCUUUCAAAGACCACUCAGAAGCCUAAGAAGGGCGGCGGUCACACUGGCAUGGGUAACUUUGCACGCAUUGAAUCCAUCACCGUCGAUGAAGAGCUUCCUGCCGACGGAAGGGGCUUGGGCAGCGGUGAAAGAAUCGCGCUCAAGUACGAGAACGGCCAGCAUUGCUGGAACGGACCGAACAGAAGCACCAUGGUCAUCUUAGCCUGUGCGGAGAAGGAUGAGAUCUGGAAGAUCGUCGAAGAGGAGAAGUGUGUAUACCGAAUGGAAGCCAUUCCCGUGAGGAGCUUACACAGCGCGAUGUCAAAUAUAUGCGGCUUUACAUCAGCUCGCAUUAGUCUCAUGAUCCGCAAGCUGAUCGACAAUACUCCUAGGCACGUAUUCAGUGAUCCAAAACACAAAAUGUCGCCCGAAGAUGGAUCGACCAAGACUACCUUCAGAAACCAUGAGACUUUUCCGAUAGCAAUUGUCGGCGGUGGUCUUGGUGGCCUUGCCCUUGCAAUCGGCCUGCUCAGAUAUGGUGUCAAAGUACACAUCUACGAAGCUUCCGCAGCCUUCUCAGAGAUAGGCGCUGGUGUCACAUUCGGCGCCAACGCCACGACUGCGUUACACUUGAUCGACCCCCGAUUGCUGGAAGGCUUCAUGAAACAUGCGACUUUCAAUACAGAUCCUGAGCGGGAUGAUACUUUCAACACGAUUAGAUGGGGUAUGGAUGAGAGACGAACCCAUGGAUCUAAAGCUGGAGACCUCGCGUUCCAUCAGAACGACUCAUAUCAGCCACAGGGUGCGCUAGCCGGACUUCGGAUGCGAGGUCGUAUACACCGAGCGCGGCUACUCGACGAGAUGGUUGCGCUUCUUCCUACGGACAUAACAAGCUUCAGCAAGAGCUUCGAAAGCGUCGAAGAAGUGGGUAAUGGAGUCCUUAAGCUAACAUUUACCGACGGGACGACUUCACUAGCUAGCGCAGUCAUUGGCUGUGACGGCAUUAAAAGCAGAGUACGGGGCUUUGUAUGUGGUCCAGACAUUCAGCCGGAAUAUGCCCACGAAAUAGCGAUGAGAGCGAUGGUUCCAGGAGAGGAAGCCAAGAGGGCACUUGGAGAAGAGAUGGCUAUGAACAGCCAGCUGUACUGUGGCUACGGAGGAUACAUCGUAACAUAUCCUGUCGAGCAUGGUCAAUUUGUCAACAUGGUUGCCAUGCCGCACGACCAAUCCUUCACCAGUACUUGGGGUCAGGACGACUGGACAGUAUCAACAAAUGGAGACGAGGUUCGCGAAAAGUUUAGAGACUAUUAUCCGCCGCUCAUCGAUCUCAUUGCCAAAUACCAUCUGCCCUCCAAAUGGGCACUCUUCACCCUCCAACACAAUGCAUCAUACUUCAAGAAUCGUAAGUGUCUCCUGGGUGAUAGUGCACACGCCACGACACCUCACAUGGGAGCUGGGGCUGGCAUGGCUAUGGAAGAUGCAUAUAUACUUAGCCACCUGAUCGUUACUGCUGGAAGCAUCGACAACAUCGAGGCUGCUUUCAAGGCCUACGACGCUGUAAGACGGCCAAGGACGCAGGAAUUGAUUCAACGGAGCAUGGACGCAGCUCUAGCAUACGACCUCAUGAUUGAAGGAGUAAAGGAUGACAUGAGCAAGGUCGAAGAUAGGAUCAACGAGAGCUUUCAAUGGCUCUGGCAUGCGGAUUUGGAAGCGCAGUUGAACAGUGCGAAAAAGCUCUUGAAGGAAUAA
Messenger RNA from Alternaria burnsii, 3087 nucleotides. Its product is annotated as glucosidase 2 subunit beta precursor. Gene Ontology annotation, biological process: secondary metabolite biosynthetic process. The record is from RefSeq and is a predicted model, not a curated record. Lineage: Eukaryota; Fungi; Ascomycota; Dothideomycetes; Pleosporales; Pleosporaceae. The transcript has 6 exons. Bases 1 to 3087 code for a protein of 1028 amino acids. Gene Ontology annotation, molecular function: FAD binding.